AUGGUCAAAAAGACAGACAAGAAGGAAGUGAAGGCUGAUCACUGGAGCCAACGAAGAAGCAAGGAAGUUGAUAGAACCAAACGUUCAUGCAACGAACCAACCAAAAUUGAUGAGUCCAACAUUAUCAGCACUCCAAGACCAAGAAAGAACAUUGAUUACAAGGCCGUCCAAUUGAAGGGAGAAAUCAAGAUGGUCAAGAGAAACACAUCCAAUACUUACGAUAAGAGAAGCACGACCAAGAUUGAAAAGAAGAAGCCAAAGAGGACAACUACCAAGAAGAAGGAAGAAAAGAAGGAAGAGAAGAAGACCGAGAACGAAUAA
This is a messenger RNA of Naegleria fowleri, 321 nucleotides long. RefSeq lists its product as uncharacterized. NCBI's taxonomy places the organism in Eukaryota, Heterolobosea, Eutetramitea, Acrasida, Naegleriidae. The transcript has a single exon. The record is from RefSeq and is a predicted model, not a curated record. The coding region runs from base 1 to 321 and encodes 106 amino acids.